This is a messenger RNA of Aplysia californica (California sea hare), 2011 nucleotides long. RefSeq names its product interferon-induced helicase C domain-containing protein 1. Gene Ontology annotation, biological process: regulation of apoptotic process. The transcript is spliced from 6 exons. The record is from RefSeq and is a predicted model, not a curated record. Lineage: Eukaryota; Metazoa; Mollusca; Gastropoda; Aplysiida; Aplysiidae. Bases 123 to 680 code for a protein of 185 amino acids.
GUAGACUUGGGUCGAAGUUGAAAGUUGAAAGUUGAUGUGGAACAGCUUGCGGCUUGCAGUUUGCAGUGUUUCCAGGAAAUCGGACAUGCGGAGGUCAAGGUAAGAUUUAGCUGAAGAUCAGUAUGGAGUCGGCUUCCUCAAGUGAAGGGGCUCAAUCAAGUCUAGUUAUGGAUGAAGCAUCAAACAUUGAUCAACUCUCUUACAAGGUCAGAGCUGUUUUUUGGCCUUACAUCAAGAAGACUGUCAAGUUUAGCCACCUUAUGACGUAUAUGCCUUUCAUGAGAAAUGUGCAAAUGAAAAUAUUUCGGGCGGAAAAGUUAGGAGACAAUGAAGGGGCAGCUGAUAUUUUUUUGCAAACUCUGCAGCAAUCGGAGGAAGAAGGCAAAUAUCAAACUUUCGUUAAUGCUCUGAGAGCUCAUGGCUACACCUUCCUGGUGGAUGUUUUGACUGACAAGAGGGAGAUCUUGUCUAAACAAGAGGAGCACAAGGAGGUGAUUCACAUUUUCUCUCGGCAAGUUGGUGACACAAUUGACCCAACACUGAUAGCCCAGGAAUUGUUGGCUAAAAGUAUUAUCUUUUCUGAUGAUGCUGACAGGAUAAAGAAAGCUCAGUCGAAUGACUGCACACGUGAUGCAGUGCUUUUACUUCUAGAUGCCCUCCCACGGCGAGAAGAAAACUGAGGACGUACGAACCCUUGCCUGGCUCCACUCCAAGAUGGCUCCCCAUUCCCAGUUGUUGCACAUAGACCUGGGGGUGUCUCCCUCAUUUGGAGGAUGCAAGAACGAUGGCGAUCGACCUGAAGGAUCCAGGACAGGCUCGACCAGGGCAGCCCAGUUCGAUCAGGGUGGCCGCGUUUGACCAACGACAGGAUUAACCAGUUCAAAGUCAGACAGGUCGUGGCGUCACGACCCACCACUGCAAACCGCAUCAGGGGCCGAAAAAGUUCUACAGGUGGCAACCAAUGUCCUUGUAAGCGAGGAGACAGUGAGGAACCGUCUCCAUAGAGCCAGGUUCGCUUCUCGUGUCCCUUCCAGGUGCCUAAGGUGCACGCCGCCACACAAAGCAGUGCGCCAUGCGUGAUCUGCUCGCCAUUCACAGUGGACACAACAUCAGUCGGACCAGGUAGUCUACUCGGGACGAAUCCAGAUUCAAGCUGCUGCACCCAGACAGGUGAGCCCACGUCUGGAGGCGCCGAGGAGAGCGGUUCCACCAUGACUGCAUCCAGCAGGUGGCGCUCUACGGGGUCUCUUCUGGUAUGGGGAGACUUCUCAGUUGACCAAUGACCCCCCCCCCUCCUCCUGUACCAUAUAUGGGGCAAUCUGAUCACGGCAAGGUACAGGGACGAAAUCCUGUUUCCCCUUGCUGUUCCUUAUUUGGAGCAGGUUGAACCCCAGGCUGUUCUGCAGGACGACAACACCACAUCGCGUACACAUCGUGGGGGACUUCCUGCAGCAGCGAGGUGUUGCCCGCAUGGACUGGCCAGCUUGUAGUACGGAUUUGAACCCAAUAGAGAACAUUUGGGACCACACCAACCACCGGAUAAGGGACAACUACCUUCCUGCACAAAAUCUUCAACAACUCUUGGGCUACCUCGUUCAGGAGCGACAGAACCUCCCGCAACAAGUUCUCCGAAGGCAUGUCCUGUCCAUGCGUCGACGGAGUGCCAAGUGUCUGAUCAAACGGGGUGGCUAUACCCACUAUUGACUAUGUUCAUGAAGAACUAUACAUGUCUGUUGAGACUUUUGAAAUCCGACCAGUGUGACUUAAACGUAAACUCAUUUUUCAUGAGCUUUAGGUUGUUGUUAAAAUCUGAAAUUGUACACACUUAAUCUGGAUAGUCAAAAGCAUCUUUUUCGGAAAAAUGAAUAAAUUCGGUUGAACUGUUUUUCAGUUUUAUCUUUUUAAAAUUUUUGUUCGUUGACUUUUUUGUGCGAGUUUAGAUAGAUAGAUAUAGAGAUAAAGAGAUCGAUCUAAUAGACUGACAGUAGACAGGCAGACAGACAGAAAGAAA